UAGCAGCGGCGGCGGAUCCGCCCGCGGGCUGAGCGAGGGGAAGGCGGGGACCGGAGGACGCCAGCUGGCGGGGCGCAGUGCGGCCCCGGAGGAUGCUGAGCCCCCGUCCGGCCCGGCCCCGAGCUCAUGAUGGCCAUCCGCGAGCUCAAAGUGUGCCUCCUCGGGGAUACCGGUGUUGGGAAAUCGAGCAUCGUGUGUCGCUUUGUCCAGGAUCACUUUGACCACAACAUCAGCCCGACCAUUGGGGCGUCUUUUAUGACCAAAACUGUGCCUUGUGGAAAUGAACUUCAUAAGUUCCUCAUCUGGGACACUGCUGGUCAGGAACGGUUUCAUUCACUGGCUCCCAUGUACUACCGUGGAUCUGCGGCGGCUGUCAUAGUGUAUGAUAUUACCAAGCAGGAUUCAUUUCAUACCUUGAAGAAAUGGGUGAAAGAACUGAAAGAACAUGGUCCAGAAAACAUCGUGAUGGCUAUCGCUGGAAACAAGUGUGACCUCUCAGACAUCAGGGAAGUGCCCUUGAAGGAUGCUAAGGACUACGCGGAGUCCAUCGGCGCCAUCGUGGUUGAGACCAGUGCAAAGAACGCGAUUAAUAUCGAAGAGCUCUUUCAAGGAAUCAGUCGCCAGAUCCCACCAUUGGACCCCCAUGAGAGCAGAAACAAUGGAACAAUCCACGUGAAGCCAGGCGCGCCGACCGGCCCGCGGUGCUGCUGACACGGGCCGGAGUCCCCCGUGCUUGAAGAGGCCGGAGCCCCCCGCCUCCGCCGCCCUCGGUGGCCGGGCCCCUGGCUCAGAGGGAGGUGAGACCCGCAGGCAACGGGGCGGAGAAGGUCCCUGGAAAAGGAUUCUAGAAAACUCGGGGAAAAGUCACCACACCACCAGAAAAGGGCCUUUAGUGCGUGAAAUUCACUCGGAGGGAAUGGAUUUUAUGUCAUAAUUAUAGUUGAGUUUUUUCGUUAAAAACCUCAAAAUGUUCUUAAAUUUGUACAAAAGUCUUACUGGCUUAUGUGUGUGAGAUGCUAAAGUGGUGUUCCACUCUGAUUGCCUAUGUUUCUAACCAAAUUUCAGGAACUUCUUCAGUGCCAUUGCCUUAGUUACUCAGCCAAGGUCCGCUGAAAGGGUCGUUAACUUCCCUUUCAGUGCAGUGUAACCGGACCAUCCGCUGUAGACUUGCGCUGUUAUGGAAGUGGAGAAAGAUGUAUUAGAAACUAUUGUCUACACUCUGACUUUUACUUGAUGAACAUUGUUUCUAGGUUUUGGUCAUAGAAAGCAACCAACCAAAUCUGACUACAAUAUUUCAUGUCCUUCUGGGAUUCAGGGGCCUGGUUUGGAAGUCGUUGGAGUCAUUACAGCAUAACCUGUGACAAGUGCAGGAUAUAAAUAUUAUUCCAGGGACCACCUGGUUUGCAUCACCUCCACAGUAAUAAAUUCGCACUCUCUUAGGGAAGUUUCACGCGAGUGUUACUUUACUGAUAGAGUUUGUCAUAGUGUCAUAGCUGGGCAACAAAUUAACUGGCAGAUGUUUGAAUCUAAAUUGUAGGGUAAACUUCUAACAAUAUCUAUGAAUAAUAGGUUACAGGAAAGCCAGCCAGAGGAAGUCCCAGCACAUUAAGAUUCUAGCCUUCCCCCCGCCCCCCCCCCCCAAAAAAAACCCCCACCAAAUCAGAGAAAGUCUUUAAGAAGAUGCUAAGCUUUGGCAGUGGAGUGGGUAUUAAGGCUAACCAGAGGUCCAACCUUGGAAUGCCAAUUAGCUGAGAACAGGCUCCGAUGAACUUUGCCUUUUCAGAUUCCCUGUCUGCUCAGUUAAUUAAAGAUGUCUGAGUCCAGUAGAAGGAGAAGGAAAGAAGGCCUGGAAAGGAGCAAAAGCUGUCCCCACUGAAAAUUCAAAUCCUGUUUCCAUUCUAACUUUCGUAAAAACCUGGGAUCAAGUUGGUUUCCUAUGAGGGCUCAUGUUGGGAGGUGACUCUUGGAGGAUAUUCAGAUUGGUGCCUUUCGUGGGGGUGAGAUGUGGUUGAUCACGCAGCAUGGCAUCAGGGCCAGCUGGUACAUUCAAGGCUUAGCAAACAUUAAUUGAAAACAUACAAUGCAGAAAUCAGAGAAGAGAUCAUAAGCUGAUUAAAGACCUCGAACUUUCAGUAACCCUGCUUGAGUCCUGCUAUGCUUUGCUCACCAGCCCUGGAUGGGCGGGGAUGCUGAGUCUGCUAUUAAAAAACGUGAGAGUCCUUGAGAGACCAGAGUCGAGUUCACAUUUCUUCAUGUGGACUGCAAUUAAGAAAACAGAUCGAAAUCUCAAUUUAGAUUUUUUUAAACUUGAGAAAUUGUUGUCAAUUUGACGUUCUUACUGCUUCAUCCAGCUUGCAAGAGCAAUUUGACAAUCUUACGAUGUGAAAGCUGGAAACACUUAUUUUUGGUUCAAGAGUGCCUCUUAGCUCUUCCAGACAGGUUCCUCAAAAAUGGUUAGCAAGUGGCACUUGCAAACCUUGGCAGGGCCUUUGCAGGGAUUUUUAGGGUUUCCUUCACCUUGUAAACAUGACGGGCUACCGUGAUUCUGCUUGCAGGCCAAGUGAUUAUCUUGUUUCUUUCCAAAGCUAAAAAAAAUGUAGGUUGCAAAUUCAAAUGACCUCAUUCCAGGUGUAAUAUAGGCUUAUUUUGGAAUCUUUCAUCAACCAACUGUCCCUGAGGACCUGGGCUUGUCUCUAGACAAGGUUGCCUAGCUAAGGAGGUACACGGCCCAGUGGAGUUCACAGCUUUGGGCUGCCUUCAGUGCUCACAUCUUGCGUAAAAUAGCUGGUCUUAACCAGUGAGCUACCCAUCCAUGAGCCCGUGACUUGAUUUCAGGAGCCCACGAGGGUGGGAACCACUCUUUUGCCUUUCUGUACGGCCUUAACUAUUCAAGCCAUCAGGUGACAAUGUAUCUGUAGUCACUCCUUGGAGCAAUUGGUGGAAAGAGUAGAUGGCACUUGGACACACAAACAUUCGAAGGAAUGCAGAGUCUUGUUUGAAAUAGAUGCUCGAGCCUUAUCCACAAGGAGGCUUUCUUACCUUCCUUUAUUUUGCCUUGAGAUUACUUUCUGGCUAUGCUAAUCUUUGAACUAUAACCAGGUAAUAUUAUGCAAAGGCCUGGAAAUGACUGUUGCUCCAAAAUGUCAAGCAGCGUCCUUCACCCAGUUUCCCCCAAAGUGCUCUUUUCCUCUGUUUCCUUCCUCUCCUGUGCGGUACAUGUGUUUAUAUGUGUAAAUAUGAUUUCAUAUUUGUUAUGCCGACAUGUGAUCCAUUUCACUGUCUGAGGCUGGCUUGUGACUCUGUGUCACGUAAUGCAGGCAGGGCUCUUGGAUUAUUUCCCCGUGGGAAUAUCUAAGAUGGCAGUGAAGUCAUGCAAACAUUUUAUGUACGCACAUAAUUAACCUGCCAUU
Messenger RNA from Hippopotamus amphibius kiboko, 3410 nucleotides. It is a transcript of the gene RAB31, whose product is annotated as RAB31, member RAS oncogene family. Lineage: Eukaryota; Metazoa; Chordata; Mammalia; Artiodactyla; Hippopotamidae. The transcript has 7 exons. The record is from RefSeq and is a predicted model, not a curated record. The coding region runs from base 127 to 711 and encodes 194 amino acids. Gene Ontology annotation, molecular function: GTP binding; GTPase activity.